This is a messenger RNA of Drosophila willistoni, 3331 nucleotides long. RefSeq lists its product as uncharacterized. Lineage: Eukaryota; Metazoa; Arthropoda; Insecta; Diptera; Drosophilidae. The record is from RefSeq and is a predicted model, not a curated record. The transcript has a single exon. Bases 207 to 2537 code for a protein of 776 amino acids.
UCAUUCAUUGAUUAUUCAGAUUAAUAGUAUUCAAAAAAGUAGCAGAUUGCUUCAAAAUUCGUAGCAAAUUCAAAUCAUAUAAUUCUCAUCCAACCAGCUAAUUUGAAAUACGUAACAGACAGACAAUUAUCAGCCAAAAGAGAAAGUAAUCCACGAUCCACGUCCAAUGCAAUCCAAACUGAUAUGAUCCAACAGUUCGAUCGAUCAUGAUGAAUGCAGCCGUCUGUGUUGUGGUCACAGUGCCAACUGCCGAGGAGGAGCAUCGUGUCUAUAACAAAUGCUGUCGCUGUGGCUGCUGCGGCUCCACUUACACUCGCAGUGAGUUCUGGAAAACGUACAGCAGAGACUUUUACAACAACGACAUCAAUAGUGAUGAUCAUCUUGGCUCUUUGGAGCUUUGUGAUCGCUGCUGGCGUCUAGCCCAAACUGCUAGAAGCGAAAUUGAGCAACAACAUCCGCCCAACAACGUGAGUGCCAAGUCACGUGCACUGCAACUAAACGAACUCAAAGAGGAUACUCCCGUGGAGGUUCUGCUGCAUUGCAUUGCCGAGCAGUUAAGGCUGAAGGAUGUCUUCUGGUCCCAGGAUGUAGCAGGCAAACAAUUGCAAGUGCGUUUCGAGCUACUGCAAGAUGAGCGCUACGAACGACUCCUUUGCACCCUACAAGAUUGGGGAGUAGGCGAAAGACCGGGCACGCAUGUCUCUGCCAUCCAUUGCCUGGACACCAGGGCUAGCCACACUUCCAGCCAAAAGAUGAGCGGUGGCCAACAGGGUGCGUUUCGCCAGGCGAAACUUCAAGGCCAAAUGACUGGAGAUAGAGGAGAUCUACAGUAUCGAGAGGAGGAGGAGGAAGUCGAGUGUCAACAUGGCCAGGGAUGGCAAAGUUUUAUGGAUUCAGUGCGUUGCCGGUUGAAUGUGAAUCAGGUGGUGCGUCAGGUGAGAAGGGAUGCCACCUUGACUUUCGAUUUUGUCGUCCUGCUAACGGCUGCUGCUCUCCUCUCCUGUGUGGGUCUGGUGGAGAAUAGCUUUCUGUUUCUCUCGAGCAGUAUGUUGAUUUCCCCCCUAAUGGGCCCCAUUAUUGCUGGCAUCUUUGGCUCAGUGAUUGGAGAUCGGGACCUGCGCUGGCUGGGCAUUAAGAACGAGCUAAUUGGCAUUGCCAUUUCCGUGGUGAUAGGCUUUAUGUUUGGCGGAAUUGUUUGCGGCUUUGGGCACUUCUUUGCCAUUUCGGCUGGACUCACCGAGGAGAUUGUCUCCCGCUGUGAUACGCAUUCCCUGGCGAUUGGCAUCUGCACGGCUCUGGCCUCGGGAGCAGCUGGGGCCAUUGCUGUUCUCGGUGGCAAUACUGGUUCGCUGGUGGGUGUGGCCAUAUCCGCCUCUCUUCUGCCGCCGGCCGUGAAUGCUGGCCUUUUGUGGGCUCUCGCCUUGGGCACCCAGCUAUUGCACUCGGAUCACGAGAUACUCCGUAGUCUGGCCCAUCAUAAGGAGUACUCGAAGCAUCUGCAUAUCGAGCUAUUUGUGUGUGCCGCUGUUAGCAUGGGCCUGACCCUCUUGAAUGUCGUCUGUGUGUGGCUUAUGGGGGUGGUGGUGCUGCGGAUUAAAGAGGUGGCGCCGGCGGUGCAGCGCAAUCAGCAAUUCUGGCGACAUGACAUACGUCUGGCUCGAGAAGUUGCCCUCCAUGAUCCGGCCUUGCAGGUGGCCAUCGAUCGCCUGCAGGAUGAGCAAAUUAGCCAACAUAGCCAAAUGGAUGUGGAGGCGCCACGCUAUCAGAACACUUGGUCCCCGGGCAUGCACGACUCAUCCUUGGAUCAUCUGGACAGCCAAGAGGCUGCAAGGGGAGCCAGCAAAGUAGAUCCUAAUGCCAAUUAUCAUACAGUUCAUGGAUUCCAAGAAUUCUGCAUCACAUUGCACCGAAUGAACAAGGAGGGCUGUGCUAAGAAGGUCCCUGCAUCGACGCAUCCGAAUGUACGGCAUAUCUUUGGUUCUAUGGACGGGCUCAGUUCACGCCAACAUCCGAUGCCCAUCUCAGGCGGCGCCACCGAUGCGGAUGCAAGCUCCUCACACAGUACAACGACAACGACCCCAACGGGGGACAGUGAUUUUAGCAACUAUCUCAGUCUGACGGAUAUCACUUCUCUGCGUAAACUUUGGCUCACUGCGUCGCAGACGCAUCUUAUCGAUAAACCAUUGCCCCGACAGGAUGAAUCGCAUGUCGAAGUUGAUACCAAAUGCCAUUGCCAGGGCGUGGUAGGCGAAAAGCCCAUUGGUGUAGUGAGAAAAUUCGAUCAGCAUCCACAAAUGAGGCAACUGUCCGUAUCCUUGACCACGCUCAAUCAGCAGAGUCCAACCGAAAUUUCGGAAUUUGUGAAACGAUGUCCCGGCCAGGUACUAUUGCCUCUUCCCUCGGCUGACCAUCUAACCACUGCAACUACUGCACCCAAUCGACGCCUCCGAGUGGUGCCCCAUAAGAACACCGAGCAGGAGCAGACCAUACCGAAGCGCAAUGAACGGGAGGAGGAGCUAGACGAAUUCAAUGUGUAGGAGCAAAGAGCAUGGCAAACAGUGGGCUUCGUCUUUGAUUACUUGGCGAUCCAACAGUAGCCAUUAGCGGGCAUCAGGCAGAAGUCAGCAGUUAGCAGUUAGCAGACAGCAGACAGCAAACCAGCGAUGUUCCGUCCAUCUUGUUUGCCAAGCACUUCUAAAAUGGCUGCCAGUUGCCGCCGCGAACUCUCCAAGGCAUGAGCACAAAAAAAAUGAAAUACAAUCGUUUGCUAUCUCUUUUUCCCCCUCCCCAAUUUGUCUGCCUGGCAGUAGUUUGUGUCUGUCGGUAAUUCGCUUAAAUUCAAGGAGAAUGUCAAAUAAAUGAAGAUCGAGUCGGCUUUUAUUUAAUUGCAAACUCAGCUUCUUUAUUUGACCAAGUGGAAAAGAAAAACAUUUAGCCAAGACAUUUUACGUAUAAAAAGGAAUAUUUCAACUGUGCGGCAAAUGUUCAUACAUAUAUCAAGCGGAUCGAGAUUAAUUCAUAACUAUUUGUUUUUUUUUUAAAGAUACACUUGCUAAAAUUUCGAGUUUACUGUCUACUGGCUACUUUUAUAUACAUACAUAGUAAAGAAUGAUUUUCAAUACAAUCUCCUUUUUAAUAAAGAAAAAACUAUUGUAUGUAUAACAGAAAUGAAAUACUUUAAAUUCAUUCUGAAAAGAAAGGAAAUAGUCAUAUUUGAAUCAGUUCUUCAAGACAUGUUGCUACUAACUUGAAUCUGCCCUGUUAGAUUUUCGGAAACCAUUAAUGCACCCUGUAUAUGUGUAAAAUCAUUAAAGUUACUAUUUUAUGCCUA